CAAGAAAAAACAAAAUGGCAUUCAAAACAUUUGAAAUACUGUCAGUGAUUAAAAGUUGUCAGCAACUUUGUGUAUACAAAAACCAACACGAUUGACAGAAAUUACAAAACUUACGUACUACUAUCACCGCAGCAAGUAUUUAAUAAUAAACAGCGAAAUAAUUCAAAUUCUCUCACUGUUCAAAGUGUCACUGGCAGCAACAGUCGUCAUGUCCUUCACCAAUGAAUUGACAACAAUUUUAUUAUUGUUGCUCACAUUUUUGUUAACAACAAUGACGCCAACGAUAAGAACAACAACCGUAUUGGACACCAGUAGCAGUGAAAUAAAUGGCAUACAACAACAACAACUGCAUAAACAACAACAACGAGAGACAAUGCAGGGAAACACUUUAGCUGCCCUAAGUCAUCAACCAGCCUUGGUGUUGGCCUCCGCUGGCACACAAAGUCUCGCGCACCACACUGUCAUCGCGAGCGAUUCAUACUAUGCAGCUUUACAACGCAGCAGUAGUCAACAAUAUUUGCAACACCAAUACCAGCAGCAACAGCCACCACAACAACAAUUGCAGCAAAAUUAUAAACAACAGCAGCAAUCAAAUAAUAUCAAUAUGCCAGACUUCAGCGGACGUUCGUACGUGGAACCAAUGGAAUUGGAUGAGCAACAGCUGGAGUCGAGCGCUUAUCCACCGCCAACAUUUGAUUUUGGUAUGCCAAGAAAUAUAACAGCACGUGCGGGUCAAACGGCAGCGAUAAAUUGUCGAGUGGAAUAUUUGGGUGAUAAAUCGGUGUCGUGGAUUCGAAAGCGAGAUUUACAUAUCCUCACAGCCGGAAUAUUAACUUAUACGUCCGAUGAGAGAUUUCAGGUAGUACGCACCGCUGAUUUCAAAGAUUGGACGCUGCAGGUGAAGUACGCACAGCCACGUGACAGCGGCAUCUAUGAAUGCCAAGUAAAUACGGAACCGAAGAUUUCGAUGGCUUUCCGGUUGAAUGUUAUAGUCACACCACCGGAUGCCAGAGCAGUGAUUGUCGGCCCGGCUGAUCUCUAUGUGAAAGUGGGCAGCGUCAUUACGCUCAUCUGUCAUGUGAAACAACCGUCAUCGGUGACGGAUAUCGGUCCCAUCUACUGGUACCGCGCUCACUACAUACUAACGCCAUUUGUGGUGCAUCCGAAUGAGGCCGCCAUCGAUAUGCGACGCAUAUCAAUGGAAUCACAGUUGGGCGAAAAGCUGCAAAGCAGGUUGCGCAUAGCGAAUGCCCAAACCGCUGAUUCGGGCAAUUAUACCUGCAUGCCGACAACAGCGGAGGCGGCCAGCGUUAUGGUGAAUGUUAUAAAUGAUGAAACCCCAGCGGCUAUGCAAAAGAGUUCAGCUGCACACUUACAGAGCAAUUCUUUUGCUUUAGCGCAGCUUACGGUAUUAACAGUGCAUUGGCUAUCACUGUUCUCUUCAUUAACAGCGCAGCUGGCCUCAUGUUACUGCUACCAGAGGUUACAGAGAUCAGCUAAGGCAUAUCUAUCCCCAGCGGCGUGAUAUAUCUAUUAUCGUAAAUUAAUUUAAUCACAAAAUAAUCGUUUAAUUUUUAGGAAGUAAAAUAGUUAAGGUAAUAAGCUAGAGAGCUUUGUAGAAUAUUAUAAAUACGAGUAUAAGCUUUAGUUAGAAACGCCGAAACUAUUUUGGAAAAAAAUCACAUAUGUAUGUACUGCUAUAAUACAAACACUCAUGCAUACAUUUAUGCUCUACAUGAAAGCAUUACUUUAAUACCCAUCUAAGUAUUUUGGAUUUCUUUUUCGACAGUUUUUCGGAGUUGGCAUGAGCAAAAGAAUUAUAUUUUAAAUUUAUUUAAAUUUAAAAUGACUUGAUACAAUUUUUCGUUCCAAAUGAUUAACAUCAAAAUAAGGAAAAAUUAGGUAAUUUAAAAGUAUUAAUUUUGUAGCAAAAAUUGGAGAAUUUGCAUACGAAACAUAUUCAUUUCUACAAUUCACAACCGUUAAAAAUUUUUUCAUGAGCCAAUGUAAU
Ceratitis capitata (Mediterranean fruit fly) is the source of this 2011-nucleotide messenger RNA. RefSeq lists its product as uncharacterized. The transcript is spliced from 7 exons. The record is from RefSeq and is a predicted model, not a curated record. Gene Ontology annotation, biological process: synapse organization. Bases 209 to 1525 code for a protein of 438 amino acids. Gene Ontology annotation, cellular component: neuron projection membrane. Lineage: Eukaryota; Metazoa; Arthropoda; Insecta; Diptera; Tephritidae.